Molecule: messenger RNA, 636 nt
Organism: Adineta ricciae
Lineage: Eukaryota; Metazoa; Rotifera; Eurotatoria; Adinetida; Adinetidae
Source: the annotation of a GenBank genome assembly
AUGGCGUAUCGAACUAACAAUUCUUCGAACAACAACUCGACUGGAAUAUGGGGAUCAGUAACAACAUGGACCCCAUGUUGGGCUACCUGUUUACUUUUGACAGGGCUAUUUGUCAUAGCUGGAGUAAUCGUUUCAUCACUCAUACCAGUCUAUUUACAGGCAAAAGUUCAGGAUAUUGCUGUAGCAAGUAAUAAUUAUGGUGCACGAUACAUCACAACGGAAUUCGGUUGCAAUACAGUUUUCUAUCAAAGUCAAGCAGUGAUCAAUUUGGAAGAUAUUGGAAAACAAAUCACUGAAAGUCUUGGCUUCCCUCCAAAUACAUUUACUAUUCAAUCUGGAUCGACAGAAAUCGGAACUCUUAAAAACAGGAAGAAAAGACUAACAGCUAGUGCACCUACGUGUGGAGCCAAUAAUAGAUUGGUUCUUACAAUAGUUGUGAAUAAUUGUCCGCAUAGUACAUGCAAGACCGAACAUUGUUUUGAUCAGUGUGCCUCGGAGAUAAAAAGUUCAAUUCAGUCGAAGUUGAGUACAACUUUAUCUUCACUCGUCAUCGUGACAACUGAUAGAACAACUAUGAAUAUUUUGGCAAUAUUUUGCUCAUUCCAACAGCCUACACCAGGUAACAGAUGCUUUUGA